Messenger RNA from Oppia nitens, 1830 nucleotides. RefSeq lists its product as uncharacterized. NCBI's taxonomy places the organism in Eukaryota, Metazoa, Arthropoda, Arachnida, Sarcoptiformes, Oppiidae. The record is from RefSeq and is a predicted model, not a curated record. Bases 203 to 1786 code for a protein of 527 amino acids. The transcript has 2 exons.
ACAAAUGUAUAGUCAAAACACAUUAAACAACACGUGUUGUCGUCACUGUUGUUGUUGUCUUCAAUUGAUUGACUGAUCAGUCAAUUGAUUACAACAUCAAUGGCUAUAAUAAUUAUCAUUAAUAUCGUCGUCGUCGGCGGCGGUGAUAAUUGAUUGAUCCAAUUGUCUAAUUAUCAUCUAAUUUCACAUAUAUUCAAAAACAAUGGCCGAGGAGGAGGUAAUGGUAGUCGAGGACGAGUUGCCGGCGAUAAUGACAAUGGAUUAUCAAAUAUCUCAAGAUAUUAUCUCAAGUAGUAAUGAUGACAACGACGACGACGACAACGAUGACGACCAGUAUUUGCUGAGACUAUCGGAACAGGUCUUCAACAACGACCUAAUACUUGACAAAGUUUUCGCUAAUAUGUCAGUGAAAGAGCUGUCCCGAUGUUGUCUGGUUUGUCAUAAAUGGUUGGCCGAAGCCUAUCGAGUAUUGGCCGCCCGAAGUCGGUCGCUGUUUAUCUAUCAUCUGAUUCGUGCGGAACAACCAACGACAACUGGCCAGACAUCGUUGGCCGUAUCGGUCGAUACCAAUAGCUCUGCCGACGAUGAACUGGACUACUGUUCCCGAGUGGACUGGAGUCUGAAAUAUGAUUUCAAAGCCAAUGUUAUCAAACGGAUUACCGACGGCCUGUAUUCGAUACCCGAACUGUGUCUACUGGUUUACGGCAGUCUUGGCGAAGAUGUCAAAAUGAGUCAACGUCUGUAUCAUACGGAUAUUGUACGCCGAUAUCUGCCGCCCAACGGCUGUAAUAUAUUGAAUCUGAACAGUCAGUGUCUGAUUGGUCGGCCAACGACAUCGUCGGUUCCCAUUCACAAGAUAUCGCAUUUCGGCGAUUUGGCUGCCGUUUCGAUGCUUUUGCUACCGAAAUACAGAUCGGGAAUCGACAUAACUGUCUUCACUGGUGCCGAUAUGCCGGACAAAUUGUUUACCAAAUCGGAUAUCAAAUCGAUUCUAUUGUUUACCACUUCAUCGAUAUUUCAAGACAAUCGACAACUGUUUCGAGAGAUCAAUACGUUGUCGAAGUUUAUAACGACAACACUGAACGGUCGGAUAGCUUUCGGUGGCUAUAAUUCAGCGUAUUUUAGUUUUAAUAGAAAAGAUUUUUUAAACUAUUUGGUCGAUAAUAAUGACAACAAUUUUAUUAAAGAUAAUAAUAAUAAUAAUAACAAUAAUGAGGAACAAAUUGGUGACAGUAGUAGUACUAGUAGUGGUUUACAUGAAUCAGAUUUGGUUACCCGUGAACUGAUCGGACUGUGUUUUAGUGGACAACAAGUACGGGCCAGUAGUCUAUUGUUGAAUACAAAACGUUUGACGAAAACUGAGGCGAAAAUCCGUAAAUUCAAGAAUAGUCUUGGAUUUGAUAUCAAUGUCAACAACAAUAAUAAUAACAAUAAAACCAAAAACCAAAAUCUUUCAAAGUUUUCAGAGUUAAUAGCCUUUAUGUUUACCGAUGAGGACAAAGCCGAUGCCUAUUUGAAGCUACAAUUAUUUCAAUCGGUUUUUGGCAACAAUUGUCAAGUUAUCGGUAUAUCCGGUUACGGACAGUACGGUUUUAAUUAUUGGCCAUCGAUUGAUGAUACUAUAGUUAACAACAAAACUAAUAAUAUGAAAAUUAAUAAUAAUAAUAAUAAUAAUAAAAGAUAUGUUAAUAAUAAUAGACGACAACAACAACAGUAUAGAAAGUGUCCGCGUAUUGUAUUAAACACUAAUAUGACUACAUUUGUUGUAAUUAGUCUUCAAAAGUAACCCCAAAAAAAAUAUAUAUAAAUUUUAUUUUAGUUUUUUUUGGU